AUGCUACGUCCUCUAAUUUGUCUUGCGCCUCCUCUUCAGUCAAGACAGAUCGCAGUCUGGCACCGCUGUGGCGUCGCUACCGCAACACACAAGCACCAUCCAAAUCCGGGAAAUUUCGCAAACAGGCCACGGGAGGAGCUGUCAGCAAUGGGCCACCGGGGUGGUAAAAAGGGUGGGAAAGCGCGAGGCGUUGGCGGAUUUCAUGACAUGGAUCCAGACAAACAGCGCGAAAUCGCCUCCAAGGGUGGUCGCGCCACGCGCAAAGCAGCCUUCGAGACGGAAGAGGCUGUGAGAAACGCACGGAUGCACGACGCUGAGGUGACCAGGCGUUCGCGGGAGCCCUCUGUAGUGCCACCUGGAUUUGAAGAAUGGAAAACUUGA
Molecule: messenger RNA, 381 nt
Organism: Penicillium canariense
Lineage: Eukaryota; Fungi; Ascomycota; Eurotiomycetes; Eurotiales; Aspergillaceae
Product: KGG domain-containing protein
Exons: 2
Coding region: 1-381 (126 amino acids)
Source: RefSeq, a predicted model, not a curated record